UUAUCCCCACUUUCGAACCACGAUUCUGUUGGAGAUUAGCACCGGUUACGAACGAACAACAUGCAUACCUAACUACUCUGAUAUUUACUCCUAUGAACUGACUAUCGACGUUGCAGUUCUUCCUUGAGUAAUCGUUUCAUUACAGAAUGUUCUUCAACGCUCAUUCCCCAUUGAAUCCAUAGAUCUACGAGUCUGUAAUUAGUGUUUUUAGUCGACCUUAUACAAGCAUAUCUGAAAGAUAAUUCAAAAAGAACGGAGUGGUUGAUGCAAAGAAGAGAAUGAUUGACAGUAUUUGUUCUGUCGCAGUUAAGAUGCGUACAUACAAACUGACAUACUUUAACAUCGUGGGCUUGGGGGGCCCGAUUAGAUUUCUUCUGAGUUACGGCGGCGUCGAGUUCGAGGAUAUUCGUAUCGAACGUUCGAAUUGGCCCGAAGCUAAGCCAAAAACACCUUUCGGCCAAGUACCAACUCUUGAGAUAGAUGGAAAGGUCUACCACCAAACUUUACCGAUUUGUCGUUACCUCGCAAAGCAGUUCAACCUUCUCGGCAAAAGCGAUCUGGACGCUCUGGAAAUUGACGCCGCCGCAAAUACUGUGCAUGAUCUCAGAAAAAUGGUAUCAUUGUACUUCUUCGAGCAAGAUUCGGCCGAAAAGGCAAAGAAAAAGGAGACCCUGGUUACCACGACGCUUCCCUUUUACCUGAAGAGGUUGGACGAUGUAGUAAAGAAAAACGGCGGCUAUUUUCACGGCGGCGAGCUUAGCUAUGCGGAUUUGUUCUUUGCCGCGGUUCAGCAUAACAUAAAAGGUUUCAUGAAGAAUGACGUCUUUGAGGAUUAUCCAAACUUGAAACAACUGAUUGAUAAAGUUCACGCCUUACCGAGAAUCGCUGCGUGGUUGGCGAAAAGCCCGAAGACUGAUUAUUGAUAUGGAAAGAAAACCCAGACUUUGUUACUAAGUUGAAAGAUUUCAGUAUGAUUAUACCUUGAGAUAGUGUGUUGAAAAGAAUAAUAAGAACGUAAUGACAAAAUCGUACACUUAUCAUUUCAUAAAAAAUAUACCCCAUGUAUUUCAAACAAUAGAUUGUCUUCUGUGUUAAAUAUAUCAA
Messenger RNA from Neodiprion fabricii, 1104 nucleotides. RefSeq names its product glutathione S-transferase-like. Gene Ontology annotation, molecular function: glutathione transferase activity. The record is from RefSeq and is a predicted model, not a curated record. NCBI's taxonomy places the organism in Eukaryota, Metazoa, Arthropoda, Insecta, Hymenoptera, Diprionidae. Gene Ontology annotation, biological process: glutathione metabolic process. The transcript is spliced from 5 exons. Bases 279 to 923 code for a protein of 214 amino acids.